Solea solea (common sole) is the source of this 4884-nucleotide messenger RNA. It is a transcript of the gene eya1, whose product is annotated as EYA transcriptional coactivator and phosphatase 1. Gene Ontology annotation, cellular component: nucleus. Gene Ontology annotation, biological process: positive regulation of DNA repair; negative regulation of extrinsic apoptotic signaling pathway in absence of ligand; multicellular organism development. NCBI's taxonomy places the organism in Eukaryota, Metazoa, Chordata, Actinopteri, Pleuronectiformes, Soleidae. The record is from RefSeq and is a predicted model, not a curated record. Bases 747 to 2594 code for a protein of 615 amino acids. Gene Ontology annotation, molecular function: protein tyrosine phosphatase activity. The transcript has 18 exons.
GGCCCCAGGCUGGGGCAGGCCCACGGAGAGCAGACCCUGACGGUCAUUAGGAGCUGUCAGUUUGCUGGGAUGGGGAGUGCUGAUAAAUUUCAGAUAGUGUCAAUUGCAGAUGAAAGAUGUGCUGAAGAUGCUAGGGGUGUCACGCUUGACUUGUCCAUCCUCAACAAGUCCCAUCUCCCUUCCAGCGGCAAGCUACCUCCAGCAGGAAAGCAAGCACCCACCCCUCUGCUGCCCCCUCGUCCUGAUAUCCCCCAACCCCUCACCCCUCACUGCCUACCUUCACUCCUUCACCCCCAUAACUCCCCAAACCACCACCACCACCCCUUCCUGCUUACCUUGGCUAAGCAGCUUUGCAUGUUGAUUGGGGGAGGGCUAAUCCAGUUUGCAGCUGUCGUAGACCAAUGAUGAAUCACCUUUCCGUCAUUUGGCUGUGCUCCCCUUGCUCGGGGAGGAGGGAGGACCUGGCGGAGGAAACAACAGUGGAACAGGGCUGCGGCUCGGAGAGACAAUGCGCGCCUCUGUUCCCCUGCUAGCCCCCUCUUCCCAUUCUGCUCCAGAAUAACAAUAAUGUUUUCUCAGACGAGCCUUUUUGUGUCAGGGAUGGCUCUGGACUGUGACAUAGAGCUGCGAUAACAAGGAGUGACAUUGUUUCUGCUGCAGCAGGUGGAGGCGGAAUAAAGGAAAGAGAGUGUGGUGGGGUUUUUUUUUUUUUUUGCGAGGACUCAGAGACACCUAGGUCCAGGUCUAUGGAAAUGCAGGAUCUAGCCAGUCCUCACAGCCGAGUAAGUGGAAGCAGUGAAUCUCCUAAUGGUCCCAACCUCGACAACUCACACAUCAAUAACAAUUCCAUGACACCCAAUGGCACUGAAGGUGAUAACAUCACAAUGCUUACCACUGCAGACUGGUUGUUAGGUUCUAACUCACAGUCCGCUGCAGUUAAAACCGAGCCAAUGAGCAGCAGUGAAAUCGUCACCUCAGUAGCAGACACUUCUCUAGACAGCUUCUCAGGAUCAGCUAUUGGAAGCAGUGGCUUCAGCCCAAGACAAACUCACCAGUUCUCUCCACAGAUUUAUCCUUCCAACAGAACAUAUCCGCAUAUUCUUCCUACCCCUUCAUCCCAAAAUAUGGCUGCAUAUGGGCAGACGCAGUACACCACAGGAAUGCAGCAGGCCGCAGCUUAUGCGAGCUACCCCCAGCCUGGCCAGCCGUAUGGCAUCCCAGCUUAUGGUCCAUUGUGGGCAGGCAUAAAGACAGAGGGGGGUCUGAGCCAGUCCCAGUCCCCGGGACAGACGGGCUUCCUCGGCUAUGGCUCUGGAUUCACCACGCCACAGACAGGGCAGGCCCCCUACAGCUACCAGAUGCAGGGUGGAACUUUCACAACAACGUCAGGACUGUACGCGGGAAACAACUCCCUGACAAACUCAAAUGGAUUCAACAGCACACAACAGGAUUACCCGAGUUAUCCAGCCUUCGGCCAGGGCCAGUACGCUCAGUAUUACAACAGUUCGCCCUACACUUCCCCUUACAUGACAAGUAACAACACCAGUCCGAGCACACCGUCCACCACCACCACCACCUACACCCUCCAGGAACCACCGACCGCCGUCACGAGCCAGGCCCUCACAGACAACUCAGCAGCAGAGUACAGUACCAUCCACAGUCCAUCAACCCCCAUUAAAGAUUCAGAUUCGGAUCGAUUGCGCCGGGCCUCGGAUGGAAAGUCACGUGGCCGGGGAAGAAGGAACAACAACCCAUCACCGCCUCCCGACUCUGACCUUGAGCGAGUUUUCAUCUGGGACCUGGAUGAAACCAUCAUCGUUUUCCAUUCCUUGCUCACGGGUUCUUAUGCCAACAGAUACGGACGGGACCCACCCACAUCUGUAUCACUAGGCCUGAGGAUGGAGGAAAUGAUCUUCAACUUGGCCGACACACACUUAUUCUUCAACGACUUAGAGGAAUGUGACCAGGUACACAUCGACGACGUGUCCUCCGACGACAAUGGCCAGGAUCUGAGCACGUACAACUUCGGCGCCGACGGCUUCCACGCAGCGGCGACCAGUGCCAACCUGUGUCUGGCCACAGGGGUGCGAGGGGGCGUGGACUGGAUGAGGAAACUGGCCUUCCGCUACAGACGAGUAAAAGAAAUCUACACCACCUACAAAAAUAACGUUGGAGGUCUGCUGGGACCAGCCAAAAGGGAAGCCUGGUUGCAAUUGCGAGCAGAAAUUGAAGCCUUGACGGACUCCUGGUUAACACUGGCACUGAAAGCACUAACAUUAAUCCACUCAAGGUCAAACUGUGUGAAUAUCUUGGUGACCACCACGCAGCUCAUCCCUGCCCUGGCUAAGGUCUUGCUCUAUGGCUUGGGAAUUGUCUUCCCCAUCGAGAAUAUUUAUAGCGCAACCAAAAUAGGGAAGGAGAGCUGCUUUGAGAGAGUAAUUCAGAGGUUCGGGAGGAAAGUUGUUUACAUUGUUGUUGGAGAUGGCGUGGAAGAGGAGCAAGGCUCCAAAAAGCACAACAUGCCCUUUUGGAGGAUCUCCAGCCAUUCAGACCUCAUGGCCCUCCACCACGCUCUCGACCUGGAGUACUUGUAGCACUGCACCAACAAUCGUACACCCUGCUCCACCUCAGCACACCCUGCAACCUUUCACCUUCGCCCUCCAGCCCCAUCCCCAUGCUUUGCCGCAGACUCCACAGCUCAGAAAAAAAAAGAAGCCCCCCCCCCCCUGCGCUGCCUGGCGUCUGUCUUCCACUUCACAGGAAGGAAAGGAGAAGGUGAAUGGAAAAAAGAAAAAAGAAAAAAAGAAGGCUGAGCACACGGUUAAUGUGCUGACAUACGGUCACACUUCGUCUUAACCCUAAACUUUUUUUUUCUGGAAGCGAAGGAGAGGGAGAGAAAGAGAGUGUGAGAGAGAGAGAGAGAGAGAGAGAGAGAGAGAGAGAGGUGAAUUUACGGCGCUGCAGCUGCUUGCCCUGGUUACUGUGAAUUGGCUGCUUUCUGAAGCUGUCAAAGUGUUUUACGGCCUCCUGUUUGUGCCGGGACUCUGUCAGGGUUCACACCUGUGAGGAGAGCAGAGCUACUGAUGGCCUCGCUGCCUCGCCUCGCCUCACCUCGCCACAGAACUCAGCUACAGUAAAAACCACAGGCCCUUGACUACUGGUGGUGACAUUUCUCCGCACCCCCCCCCCCUUCUUUUUAAAACCUCUGCUCGUCACCUCCCGUCUCUUUCCCGUUCCCUUAUCUGUCACCUACUUUUUAUCCUCCGCUCUGUCAUGGGACAGACAGACAAAGCGACUGCUCCUCUGUUAACUGUCGUCCCGGGGCGUCCCGGGGCGUCCCGGGCUUCUUAUUUAUGAACGGAGACUUUGUGAGCGGCGCCGUGCCGCUGAGAAGGCACCUCGACGAUGAAAAGACUUGUGCCUUUUUACAAAGUACUAUUCAUUUCCGCCGCAGCGAGAGGAAGACAUUUAUGGAAGAAACAAGAGAGGGGGUUUUCUAAUAAUUUAAGAAAAUGACAAAAAACUUUAUUUACAAUGCUGAGACAAUCGUGUACAGAGGAAAUCUUUUCUUUUUUUUGUGUGUGUGUAAGUUUGUAAUCACUGGACUAUUCCUUCCUAUAUUCAUUUAGGUACAUGCUCUUGAAAGGCGGCAAUGCUUCUUCAUGGAAGUGAAAUAAAAGAUUAAAAAAAAAAGGCGUCCCAUCGCACAUGAGCUUGUGCGGCGACGCCCGGAAGUGUUGAUGUGUUAACGUUUUGUUCAGUAAACAAAUGUGUAGAUAAUGGGAUUUUGUGAUAAAAGAGUUUUUGUUUUGUUUUGUCAAGACCAAAAGCAUGGAUGUCAAGUGUCAAUGACUCUUCAUCUGACUCUGUGAUGUGUCUCAUCCUUACUGGAAACUAUCAGUCACAGCUUGAAAUAGCAGAACAGGUCGACCUCCUCAACUCCAAGUCCUUUUUAGACAAAAUUUCACAGGGAAAGAAAUAUUUAUGUUUUCUUGUAGUUAUUCAGAAAGGUAGCUCACAACUUGUGUCCUCGCGGCAUUUCACCAGCUUGCAGCCCUGACCCCCAUGUAUUUGAACGCAAACUUAACUUUUUUUGAAAACGGCACGUGGCAGUUUUGCUGCCGCCCGCCGGAGCCGUUUACGACGGGAAAAUUUGAAUAAAUCUCAUAUUUAAAUAAGCAGGCUUGAAUAGGUUUUAUUAUCUUUUAUACAAGCGUUAUGAAAACUCUUGUACAGCAAGCGUAAUUUUGUAUGAUGUAGUGUUUUUAUUUCGACGUUGAAAAUACAUUCUGUGUCCCUGUGUGUGUUUUUUUUUUUGAAGUCGCUGAACUACAUGAAGUGCUUUCCAUAGCGCUUUUACAUCUGUGGAUGGGGAAACCAUAAUUAACGUUUAGAGAAAAGCCACUAACUUCGAGGGGUUUGUGAACAUACAGGACAUGUGCUAUCGACUGUGAAUUUCUUAAGCAGAAACCGACUCGUGUUUCUAAUUUUUUUCCUCCUUUGCACAUGGUCACUGCUGGCCUUUACAUUUCAAUUUGGAUCCCUCUCUGUUUCUCUCUUCUCCCUUACACCCCCACCUCCCCCAUCUACUCAAAACAACUUCUCCCCCCUGUGCUGCAGGGUAUCUACAUAUUGCUGCUAGAUCAAGGUAAUGGUAGGUAAAUAGAGGAAAUGUUUUAUAGAUUCAUACAGUACGCUUUUUUUUUUUUUUUUUUUUAAUUAUGUUGCAAUCAUAAAUGCAAACUGGAAAUACUUUACACUACAUGGGCCUCAUUGUGAAACGCAAAAGAUUGUUGUGUCUGCAAAAUAUGUGUACAGAUGUUUUUUUUGACAUUAUUAUUUGAUUGUGUUUAAAUUAAUAAAACUGAUUUGUGAACUGUUGAA